Hipposideros armiger (great roundleaf bat) is the source of this 2897-nucleotide messenger RNA. It is a transcript of the gene RACGAP1, whose product is annotated as Rac GTPase activating protein 1. Gene Ontology annotation, biological process: mitotic spindle midzone assembly; mitotic cytokinesis; Rho protein signal transduction. The transcript has 17 exons. Gene Ontology annotation, cellular component: spindle midzone; midbody; centralspindlin complex. NCBI's taxonomy places the organism in Eukaryota, Metazoa, Chordata, Mammalia, Chiroptera, Hipposideridae. The coding region runs from base 207 to 2114 and encodes 635 amino acids. Gene Ontology annotation, molecular function: GTPase activator activity. The record is from RefSeq and is a predicted model, not a curated record.
AAUAAAUUUCUCCGUGAUUGGUUGGUGAAGGAUUUCAAACUCGAGCUGGCGGCGCGGUGCUCCUCUGCCGUUGGGUACAGCCCGGAGGGAAGCGGAAGGCUUCCCAGGUGGGGCCAGGAGGGUUCGGCUGAGUGGGCUCCGCGGGGGCUGCUGGAAGAGGUUCGUCUGGCGCCGAGUUUGUGGUAGGAGGGAGUCGGAAUUGAAAGAUGGAUACUACGAUGCUGAAUUUGCGGAAUCUGUUUGAGCAGCUUGUACGCCGGGUGGAGAUUCUCAGUGAAGGAAAUGAACUCCAAUUUAUCCAGUUGGCAAAGGACUUUGAGGAUUUCCGUAAAAAGUGGCAGAGAACAGACCAUGAGCUGGGGAAAUACAAGGACCUUCUGAUGAAAGCAGAGACUGAGCGUAGCGCCCUGGAUGUUAAGCUGAAACAUGCCCGCAAUCAGGUGGACGUGGAGAUCAAACGGAGGCAGCGCGCUGAGGCCGACUGCGAGAAGCUGGAAAGACAGAUUCAGCUGAUUCGAGAGAUGCUCAUGUGUGACACAUCUGGCAGCAUUCAACUAAGCGAGGAGCAAAAAUCAGCUCUGGCUUUUCUCAACAGAGGCCAGCCAUCCAGCGGCAAUGCUGGGAACAAAAGACUGUCAACCAUUGAUGAAUCUGGUUCCAUUUUAUCAGAUAUCAGCUUUGACAAGACUGAUGAAUCGCUGGAUUGGGAUUCUUCUUUGGUAAAGACUUUCAAAUUGAAGAAGAGAGAAAAGAGGCGCUCCAGUAGCCGACAGUUCAUUGAUGGUCCCCCUGGACCUGUAAAGAAAACUCGUUCCAUUGGCUCCACAGUAGACCAGGGGAAUGACUCCAUAGUUGCAAAAACUACUGUGACUGUCCCCAAUGAUGGCGGGCCCAUCGAAGCUGUAUCCACUAUUGAGACUGUACCAUAUUGGACAAGAAGCCGAAGGAAAACAGGUCCAUUGGGUACGUUACAGCCUUGGAACAGUGACUCCACCUUGAGCAGCAGGCCACUGGAGCCAAGAACUGAGACAGACAGUUCCGGCACCCCACAGAGCAAUGGAGGGAUGCGGCUGCAUGACUUCGUCUCGAAGACGGUUAUUAAACCCGAAUCUUGUGUUCCAUGUGGAAAGCGGAUAAAAUUUGGCAAGCUGUCUCUGAAGUGUCGAGACUGUCGGGUGGUCUCUCAUCCGGAAUGUCGGGACCGCUGUCCCCUUCCCUGCAUUCCUACCCUGAUAGGAACACCUGUUAAGAUCGGAGAGGGAAUGCUGGCAGAUUACGUGUCUCAGACUUCUCCAAUGAUCCCCUCCAUUAUUGUCCACUGCGUAAAUGAGAUUGAGCAGAGAGGGCUGACUGAGACAGGCCUGUAUCGGAUCUCAGGCUGUGACCGGACAGUAAAAGAGCUGAAAGAGAAAUUUCUCAGAGUGAAAACUGUACCCCUCCUCAGCAAAGUGGAUGACAUCCAUGCUAUCUGUAGCCUUCUGAAGGACUUCCUGCGAAACCUCAAAGAGCCGCUUCUGACCUUCCGGCUAAACAAGACCUUUAUGGAAGCAGCAGAAAUCACAGAUGAGGACAACAGCAUUGCUGCCAUGUACCAGACUGUUGGUGAGCUGCCCCAGGCCAACAGAGACACAUUAGCUUUCCUCAUGAUUCACUUGCAGAGAGUGGCUCAGAGCCCAAACACUAAAAUGGAUGUGGCCAAUCUGGCUAAAGUCUUUGGCCCGACAAUAGUUGCCCAUGCUGUGCCCAAUCCAGAUCCAGUGACAAUGUUACAGGACAUAAAGCGUCAACCCAAGGUGGUGGAACGCCUGCUUUCGUUGCCCCUGGAGUACUGGAGUCAGUUCAUGAUGGUGGAACAAGAGAACAUCGACCCCAUGCAUGUCAUUGAAAACUCAAAUGCCUUUUCAACUCCACAGACGCCAGAUAUUAAAGUGAGUUUACUGGGACCCGUGACCACUCCUGAGCACCAGCUUCUCAAGACUCCUUCAUCUAGCUCCUUGUCGCAGAGAGUCCGCUCCACCCUUACCAGGAACACACCCAGAUUUGGGAGCAAAAGCAAGUCUGCCACCAACCUAGGACGACAAGGCAACUUUUUUGCUUCUCCGAUGCUCAAGUGAAGUCACAUCUCCUGUUAACUUCCCAGCGUUUACUGACUGCGAGGAAGGGCGCACCUGUACUCUCUGCUCUAGCAGCUCCCAUAUUCAGUACUACUUUUAGCAUUCUCCAGGCUUUUAAUCAAGUUUAAUUGUGCAUGGGGGUUUUAUUAAGACUAUAUAUAUCUCCCUCUCCUUCUCCUCAAGUAACAUAAUAUCAACACCUUCUGCCGUUGCCAUUGGGAGCUUUUAGAUGGGAGAACUUUACAGGGGUAGAGGGGUAGUAUGGAAUUCAUUAUGAUUCCUUUGGUGGCUGGGGUGGGGGAGCAUCUCUUGGGCUUAAAGCUAAAUGCUGCUCAUGGAAUGGCCUUUCUCUGAUGUUAUUGAGAACUAACUUUCAUGAGACAAUGACAGAAGCUCUGCCUCUUUAGUAGGACGAUUUGUCUCAGGGUGGGAGGUGGGAGGUGGGAGGGCCGAGUAAAGAAAGGUUUGGACACAGGAUUUCAGAUGGCUCCUGAGAAUUGGGAAGUCCCCAUUCCUCUGUUAUGAACUGAGCUGUAACAUGGAGCCUUCAUGAAAGUGGGGUAGAGUGAGGAUAGAAGUAAUGAUGCAAGGAUGCUUAGCUGUAAUUUGGAUUAAGUUUAAUAGUGUUAAGUGGCACGACUUUGCGAAAGUGACACUACAACUUAUAUUUAUCGCUAAUGGGCCUCUGGCUGGACUUUGAGUUUGGUUGGGGUCAAAGCCAGUUUUUUCUUAAGUUGAAUUCAUUCUGAUGCCACACACACACACACACACACACACACACAC